Messenger RNA from Vanessa tameamea, 1110 nucleotides. RefSeq lists its product as uncharacterized. The coding region runs from base 28 to 1095 and encodes 355 amino acids. Gene Ontology annotation, cellular component: basement membrane. Gene Ontology annotation, biological process: cell-matrix adhesion. The record is from RefSeq and is a predicted model, not a curated record. The transcript is spliced from 7 exons. Lineage: Eukaryota; Metazoa; Arthropoda; Insecta; Lepidoptera; Nymphalidae.
UCAGUUCUUUUGUUUCUUCGCAUUGCCAUGCAUGCAUUUAAUUGCUUCAGUAUGACAAUAUAUCAUAUUACUUUAUUCUUAAUAUUAAUAAGUGUGGUUUAUCAAACGGUAGCUUCUCAAUGUGAGGUGGCCCAAGUUUGUUUGACUGACCUAACGCAAACAGAAUGCGGGGCUGGUUUAGUGCUCACUCAAAAUUUUAAUAUUUUUGGUUGUUGUCCAGGUUGCAAACUUAUAACUGAUGGCGGAAAUAAUAAUAAUGGCACUGAUGUAACUCCUGCAGAAGCAUGUCGACCUCCGUCCACUUGUUUACCUGAUGGACGUUAUGCACCCGUACAAUGUAAAGGCGAUCUGUUUGUUGGAAGGUGUUUCUGCUCCGAUGAUGAAGGAAACAGAAUAUUUGGACAAAUGUGGAGAAGGGAUGCCGACGAGAUGACUUGUGCUUGUAGUCGCAGGAGACAAGAAUUAGAAAAAUCUCGGAACAAAAUGUCGACAUUGCAUUGUACUAGCACUGGAGAUUACGAACCACUGCAGUGUGAUGAAGGCAUGUGCUGGUGUGCAAGCCCGAAUUCUGGCCAACCGACAGUAGCUCCAGUGCCAGAAGCAGAUAUGGCUAUGCUGCCAUGUUAUAGUGCAACAGUUGUCGGUGAGAAUUAUCUACGAAGAUGCGAAAGUAUCGUUUAUUCGCUGGCCACCAUAAAGAGAGAACAAGAGGAACAUGGAACUUUUUUCUUAGGUAACUCCAUAACAUCCUGCGACUACGACGGCAGCUACGGACCGUAUCAGAUUCAAAAUGGAAUUGCCUACUGUACCGGUCGAGAUGGCAAAAUCUUAGGCUCGUGGCAGGUCGUCGUAAAUAAAAUGAGAGGAAUGAAUUGCAAUUGCGCGCGCGACACUAACAUAUACUUCCCAGAAAAGGGCAUGACUGUCUCUGAGGUUUGUGAGCCAAAUGGAAACUAUCGGCCUAGUCAGUUCGCAGGAGAUGUGCCUUACUGCGUCGAUUCGGACGGCUACCACAUUGAGAGGGAGGAUUGGCCUGAUGAAUGUGUCAGAAAUGCUGACGAAAUUAAAUCAAAUAUCAUACAAGACAAGUUUUAAAAAUGUUUUAAUAUG